AUGGUUGUUACGAAUCCUAUUACUUCCACUGUUGUGUUGAGUUGUGUUUCAUUAUAUUAUUAUUUUGGAGGAAAACUUACUGUUAGUGUUUCUCUACUAGUUAUUUAUGCUCUUGCUUAUGAUUCUGAACAUGAAAAUUUCUUAAGUGAAAAUUCUCAAGAGGUUAAGUCACUAGAACCUGAAAAGGAGACGAAGAAGAAGAAGAAAUGUUGUGGGGGCAAAGAUGGUGGAUGUUGUUCUACUAAGAACAAAAAUGGCGCUAAGAAGAAAGAAGGAUGUUGUGGUAGUGGUAAAUGUGCUCCAAAGAACAAAAAUAAGAGUUCUGGAGCACGUUCUGGCGAUUCUGAAGUGACUGAAAAGGAAAAUGAGAAAGAAGCAAAAAAAUCCGAGUUCCCAAUGGCUGUUGAUUUUACUCAGUCCUUCAAGAUCAAAGGUAAGUCGAACUCUUCUGAAUUAAGUGAACUGAAAGUGAAUGGGAACAAUGCGAGGCCUUUGAAACGUUUUGCAAAGAGAAUACAGAAUAAAAAAAAUGAUGACAAUGUUGAGGUAGAUAUAAUCAAAUCUGCGAUGACAAUCUCUAAGGAUAAGUUAUUAAAUUCUCAGAUUUAUAUUUUCUACAGUUCUUUACAAGGUGCUGCUGCAAGAAAUGCUGAAAAAGCUCAUGUGUUAUUGUCUGAAUCGAAAGAGUUGGAAUCUAAACCGAUCUUAAUGAAUUUAGACGAAAUUGAUGACUUAGAUGAAUAUUUCGUAAAUACCCCAGUUGAAAAUGCAUUAUAUAUAUUUGUUUUGCCUUCCUAUGAUAGCGAUUGUCCUUUAGAUUACUUCUUACAAACAUUAUCUGAAAACUUUCACGAUUUUAGAAUAGAUAAGUUCCCAUUAAGAAAAUUGGUAGGUUACACAGUCUUAGGUUUAGGUGAUUCCGAAAGUUGGCCUGAAAAGUUCUGCUACCAAGCAAAAAUGACUGACACUUGGAUUUCAAAAUUAGGUGGCAGAAGAAUAUUCCCAGUUGGCGAGGUAUGUGUAAAAGUCGAUGGUGAAGAUAAAGUUACUGAAUGGAUUGACUUAUUUUGUGAAAUGUUAAAGGAUGAUGAGCCAAUAUUAUAUGAAUAUGAUGAAAAUGAUGAUGAUUACGAGGAUCCUGAAGAAACAAACGAAAAUGAUGAUGAUGAGUUAAUUGAUCUAGAAGAUAUCGGUGCAGUGAACAAUGAUUCUUCUUUAGGAAUCAAAAAAAUGGUUGCUAAGGAUAGUCCAACUUACAAACAGUUAACAAAGCAAGGUUACACAAUAGUUGGUUCGCAUUCUGGUGUUAAGAUAUGUAGAUGGACUAAGAGUGAUUUGAGAGGUACAGGCUCUUGUUACAAACAGUCAUUAUUCAAUAUUGUAUCAAGUAGAUGUAUGGAAUUAACACCAUCAUUAGCAUGCUCUUCGAAAUGUGUUUUUUGCUGGAGACAUGGUACCAACCCAGUAUCUAAAUCAUGGAGAUGGGAGGUAGAUGAACCAGAAUAUAUUUUAGAAAAUGCAUUACAAGGCCAUUACUCAAAAAUUAAACAAAUGAGAGGUGUUCCCGGUGUCGUAGCAGAAAGAUUUGCAAAGGCUUUCAAAGUUGCACACUGUGCAUUAUCGUUAGUCGGUGAACCAAUCAUGUACCCAUACAUUAAUCGUUUUGUUGAACUUUUGCAUUCCAAAGAUAUUUCAAGUUUUUUAGUUUGUAAUGCUCAACAUCCCGAUGCUUUAAGAAAUCUAGGAAAAGUUACCCAAUUAUACGUUUCCAUUGAUGCCCCAACUAAAUUUGAUUUGAAAAAGGUAGAUAGGCCAUUAUUUAAAGAUUUCUGGGAGAGAAUGCUCGAAUGUUUAGAUCUUAUCAACUCAUUACAGUCACACCAGAGAACUGUUUAUAGAUUAACUUUGGUGAAAGGUUUCAAUAUGGGUGACAUUUCAGCAUAUGCUGAUCUUGUAGAAAGAGGCAACCCUUGUUUUAUUGAAGUCAAGGGCGCAACUUUUGCAGGAUCUUCAACUGGUAAUGGUAAUUCUUUAACAAUGCAAAAUAUCCCCUUUUAUGAAGAAUGUACCAAUUUCGUUAAAGAAUUUAGUGCUGAACUACAGAGAAGAGGGCUUGCAUAUGAUGUUGCAGCUGAACACGCACACUCUAAUACUAUAUUGAUUGCUAAUACAAAAUUCAAGAUCAAUAACGAAUGGCACACUCAUAUUGAUUUUGAAAAGUUCUUCACAUUAUUAAAAUCUGGCGAAGAAUUUACUCAUCUAGACUACAUGGCCAAAACCCCAGAAUGGGCAUUGUUUGGUAAUGGUGGGUUUGCUCCAGGUAAUACCAGAAUCCAUAGAAAGGGGAAAAAGAAGAAUAAGGAUCUAAUAAAUGAAACCGUUACAUUACCACCACUUCCUGCUGCCAUCUGA
Messenger RNA from Tetrapisispora phaffii CBS 4417, 2412 nucleotides. RefSeq names its product putative tRNA 4-demethylwyosine synthase (gene TYW1). The transcript has a single exon. Gene Ontology annotation, biological process: wybutosine biosynthetic process. Gene Ontology annotation, molecular function: FMN binding; 4 iron, 4 sulfur cluster binding; catalytic activity. The record is from RefSeq and is a predicted model, not a curated record. NCBI's taxonomy places the organism in Eukaryota, Fungi, Ascomycota, Saccharomycetes, Saccharomycetales, Saccharomycetaceae. The coding region runs from base 1 to 2412 and encodes 803 amino acids.